GUGCUUCCGGGGCAGAGCUGGUCAUCGUCUGUCCGGGAGAUCUGUGGAUUCACCGUUAGGGAAACCGAGCAGCGAUCUGUUUACCGUCUCAUCGGAGCCUGGGCUGAGGAAACAUGUUCGCCUUCAAUAUGUUUGACCAGGCAAUUCCGCAAGCAUUUCGGAACCGGUUCUCCACACAGUACCGCUGCUAUUCUGUCUCAAUGUUUGCAGGCAGUGAUCGAUCGGAUGUAGAGAAGGGCGGGAAAAUAAUAAUGCCACCAUCUGCUCUGGAUCAACUGAGUCGUCUGAACAUCACCUAUCCAAUGCUCUUUAAACUGAUCAACAGAAAAACUGACCGAAUGACACAUUGCGGUGUUUUGGAGUUUGUGGCCGAGGAAGGAAUCUGUUAUCUGCCUCACUGGAUGAUGCAGAACCUGCUACUAGAGGAAGGGGGGCUUGUCCAGGUGGAGAGUGUGAACCUGAUGGUUGCUACUUAUUCCAAAUUUCAGCCACAGGCUCCAGACUUCCUGGAUAUCACCAAUCCCAAAGCUGUAUUAGAAAAUGCCUUGAGGAACUUUGCUUGUUUGACCACUGGUGAUGUCAUUGCCAUUAACUACAAUGAGAAGAUCUAUGAACUCCGGGUUAUGGAGACUAAACCGGACAAAGCUGUUUCCAUCAUUGAAUGUGAUAUGAAUGUAGAUUUUGAUGCCCCAUUGGGUUACAAAGAGCCUGAAAGACAUUACCAGCCUGAAGACAGCUCGGAUCUUGAAGCUGAUCACACUGCCUUUGUGCCAAUUGAUUUGGGAUUCCGGGCAUUUACUGGCGCUGGCAACCGACUAGAUGGAAAAAAGAAAGGAGUUGAUCCCAAUCCAGCACUAAUCAACCCAGAAGAUAUUAAAAGAGGAAUUCCAAACUAUGAGUUCAAAAUAGGGAAAAUUACAUUCAUCAGGAAUUCACGGCCUCACCCAAAACAAAUAGAAGAGGAUUCGGGAGCCAACAGGUUUAUCGCAUUCUCUGGAGAAGGCCAGUCUUUACGCAAGAAAGGAAGGAAGCCGUAGGACUGUGGUGGAAGAAGAACCUUUUCCAUUUGGGGAAUGGGGCGGGGGGGGGGGGGGGGAGGGGGGAGGGGGUAUGGUAAAGAAAAACACAGGAGCUGAAAUGGACUGGUCACUUUUCAACAAAACCAUUUGUGGUUCUCAAGUGGAAUCUUUUGCACUAUCUCUUGCAGACUGGCUUUCACGCUUGUGUGUCUAGUUUUAAUGGACAAUUGAUUUUGACUGAAGUGAGUGGUUCAAGAAUGCAAUGCUAAGCUGAAAAUCAUUUAGGUGCGUUUACAAAUGUGACUUUUGAUCUGUAUAUAUAUAUAAUCUUCCUUUAGUAAAACAGUUUUCCGACAC
Messenger RNA from Amblyraja radiata (thorny skate), 1376 nucleotides. RefSeq names its product ubiquitin recognition factor in ER associated degradation 1 (gene ufd1l). The transcript is spliced from 12 exons. Gene Ontology annotation, cellular component: VCP-NPL4-UFD1 AAA ATPase complex. Lineage: Eukaryota; Metazoa; Chordata; Chondrichthyes; Rajiformes; Rajidae. The coding region runs from base 114 to 1037 and encodes 307 amino acids. Gene Ontology annotation, biological process: ERAD pathway; ubiquitin-dependent protein catabolic process. The record is from RefSeq and is a predicted model, not a curated record. Gene Ontology annotation, molecular function: polyubiquitin modification-dependent protein binding.